Pichia membranifaciens NRRL Y-2026 is the source of this 801-nucleotide messenger RNA. RefSeq lists its product as hypothetical. The coding region runs from base 1 to 801 and encodes 266 amino acids. The transcript has a single exon. The record is from RefSeq and is a predicted model, not a curated record. Gene Ontology annotation, molecular function: protein serine/threonine kinase activity; ATP binding. Gene Ontology annotation, cellular component: EKC/KEOPS complex; cytosol; nucleus. Gene Ontology annotation, biological process: protein phosphorylation. NCBI's taxonomy places the organism in Eukaryota, Fungi, Ascomycota, Pichiomycetes, Pichiales, Pichiaceae.
AUGAGUAAGGAAAUACUAGACAAGGUGCACACACUGCUCCCAGGUUUUGAGAUCUCCCUGGUGAGUCAGGGUGCCGAGGCGCUUGUGUUUGUCACAGCCAAGCACCCAUACCUACCGAGCAACAUUACACCUGCGAAAUUGGAGACCACCAAACACUACAUCAUAAAGUAUCGUCCGAAAAAGCCGUACAGACACGAGCAGUUAGAUCUACAGAUUACAAAGAGCAGGACUGCAAGUGAGGCGAAGUUGCUACACAAGCUGGAGACCCUUGGCGUUCGGGGACCCAAGCUUCUUGGUCUCGACGCACCUAACGGCAUCAUAUGGAUGGAAUUUUUGGGCUUUCGUUUGGAGAACAACAACUUCAGCAGUUUGAAGAACUGGUUGUGGUGGAUUGAGGGGAAAGGCCAAGCCGAGGCGAUUGGAUCGCAGGCGAAGGAUGUCCUGCGAGAGGUCGGCGUCGCCAUUGCAAAGCUCCACAUGAACGACAUAGUGCAUGGAGACCUCACCAGCUCCAACAUUGUGCUCACCAGAAAGGAUAACGACGCUCUUCAGCUUGCACUCAUCGACUUCGGUCUCUCCAGCUACUCUGCGCUCGUGGAAGACAAGGCCGUCGACCUGUAUGUCAUCGAGCGGGCACUUAUUUCCACACAUCCGCUCUACUCGCAACUGUACAACGAGUGGCUUUUGGAGGGCUACCACUCCGUCUACUCCGACGCCAAGAAAACGUCCCAAUGGGUGGACGUCGAAAGGAGGUUGGCUCUUGUUAGAAUGAGGGGACGAAAACGCUCAAUGCUCGGUUGA